Molecule: messenger RNA, 9097 nt
Organism: Ylistrum balloti
Lineage: Eukaryota; Metazoa; Mollusca; Bivalvia; Pectinida; Pectinidae
Product: sodium-dependent phosphate transporter 2-like
Exons: 16
Coding region: 115-1848 (577 amino acids)
Biological process (GO): phosphate ion transmembrane transport
Cellular component (GO): membrane
Molecular function (GO): phosphate transmembrane transporter activity
Source: RefSeq, a predicted model, not a curated record
GGUUUGGAAAGCUAACAGUUUCAAGGAACUGUUGAAGAAAGUAAACACCAGGUUUGAGAUCAGAUAUUUAAAGGAAUUUUCAUCGUCAGACUUGAGCCUUCUUGUUCUUGGAGAAUGCUCGUCAGUGAGGAUGCAUUGGUGUAUGUGAUAGUGGGGUUUAUCAUUGCCUUUAUUUUGGCAUUUGGAAUCGGAGCAAAUGAUGUUGCCAAUUCAUUUGGGACAUCUGUGGGUGCUAAAGUACUUACCCUUCGACAAGCAUGCAUCCUAGGAACAAUCUUUGAAAUAGCUGGUGCCAUCCUAAUAGGUUAUCGAGUGUCGGAUACCAUACGAAAGGGUAUAAUAGAUGUUUCUCUCUACAACAAUGGGUCAGAGACGCUGCUUCUUGCAGGCAAUGUUGCUGCAUUGUCAGGAUCAUGUGUGUGGUUGUUUGUGGCAACAUUGCUAAAACUGCCUGUAUCCACAACCCAUAGUAUUGUUGGGGCCACGGUUGGAUUCUCCCUUGUUGCCCACGGUAUCCAGGGUAUAAACUGGAAAAAGAUAGGCCUCAUUGUGGGAUCCUGGUUUGUCUCCCCUCUCAUGUCUGGCAUAAUUACUGUCUUUUCAUUUUGGAUCGUCAAGAAGCUCGUAUUGAAACGGGAUGAUCCCUUUUCUGCUGGGCUUCAAAUGUUGCCAGUCUUCUAUGCUUUUACAACAGCUGUUAAUGCAUUUUCUGUAUUCUACAAAGGAUCGAGUCUUCUCAAGUUUGACCAGAUUCCACUGUAUGGUGUGCUUAUCCUGACGUUUGGACUGGCCUUCAUAGUUUCUCUGAUUAUUUUCUUCUUCUUUGUGCCACGCUUAAGGGCAAAAAAAUUGACUGUGGAGGAAGAAGGUGAAAGUCCUGAUGGAAGUAUAGUCUUGGAGAAAGCUGUAGAGACGGCGCUGUCGCCAGAUGAACAACAAAAAAUGCUUACAAAAGAUGUGGAAGCAGCUAACGUCAUUGAUGUUCAAUUAGAUGUUGAUAUUGAAAACAAAGAAAAUAUCGGAAGAAAGAAAGAUGGCGAGAAAACUCCUCUGAAAGAGAAAAGUGCUCCAUCGGGGAUACUGAUUGAAAAGGAUACAAACAUUGAUGUGAUACUAGCAGAAGCACAUGGAAUCACACCAAGUUUGACUCCUAACGGGAAAGCCAUGAGUAAUGGCCCCUCCCCUCAAGGCAGUAUCACUCCCUUGCUAUUCCGCGAGUCCAACUCCACAUUCUCUAGUCGUAAGCUACUGCAAGACAAUUUUGAUGGCAGUCCAGGCAGUAGCAGUAAAGAUUCCAGUACAUCAGACUUGGAAAAAGGACGUGAGCAGUUGAAAGAUGAACCCAAAACUGCCAAAUUAUUUUCAUUCCUACAAGUUCUCACAGCUGUGUUCGGUUCCUUCGCUCAUGGAGGAAAUGACGUCAGCAAUGCUAUUGGACCACUUGUUAGCAUCUGGAUCAUUGGUACCCAGGGUAACGCACUUCAGAAGGCCGAGACCCCUCUGUGGAUCCUCAUCUUUGGAGGAGCAGGGAUCAGUAUUGGACUUUGGGUGUGGGGCCGAAGAGUCAUACAAACGAUGGGAGAGGAUCUCACAAAGAUCACCCCAUCAAGUGGUUUCUGUAUAGAAGUUGGAUCAGCAUUGACAGUGCUUAUCGCCUCCAACAUCGGGAUACCGAUCAGUACCACGCAUUGCAAGGUGGGCUCAGUGGUUUGUGUGGGCCGUUAUAGGUCAAAGCAAAAUGUGGACUUCAAGCUUUUCAGGAACAUAGUUCUAGCUUGGUGUGUGACUUUGCCUGUAGCAGGCGGAAUCAGUGCCGGAAUUAUGGCAAUUAUCAUGCAAACUUUAUGAUAAAGGUGUUCAGGUGGCGUGAGUGUGGAUAUGACUGGGCUUAAACUUCAAAAUCUUCCUCAUAUUUGACAUGUUCUUUUACUGUAAAACACUGGAUUGAGGUAAAGUGUACAACAAUCUCGAGAAAAGAAAAGCAGAUCUUCAAAUAAAUCAGAGUUGUUGUCCAAAUAAUUUGUAAUGACGACCUCAACUCAGAUUGGUCAUUUUAACUCAGCCUUUUUAAAUAGAUAUUCAUCAAUUAAUGAUGUACUGUCAUGGCAUUGAAAAUAUUGGUCAUUUAUUCAGUGUCUGUGCUGUUAAAUAUUAACGAAGGCCCUUGCAUGCUGAUUCUUAUAUAGUCCCAUAUCAUUUCUUGUAAUUGACACAAAGUCAUUUAUAUUAAAACAAACAUAGCAGUCAUUCUAGAAAUUGAUCGAUAACUCGAUGGAGACCUAUUGAUCCUAGGAUGCAAUAAGCUUUUGGUAACUUUCGCCUUCUUGUAACUGUUCACCUAGUAUUCAAUUACAAGUGACUGUUCUACACGAUCUGUUUCAGUUACAAACACUUGGUAGACAGGUACGCUUUUAAAAAAUGCAAUAUCAUCUUGUAUUGGUAUGCUACUUUUUUUUUUCAUUCUGCCAAUUUUUUUCCCCCAUCCACAUAUAAGCCGCAUGCCAAACUCGUGAGCAAAAAAAAAAUGCUGCUUAUGAUCCAGAUAAUACAGUAAACAUUUCAGGAUCUGAGGAAGAUUUUGAAGCCUGAGCUAGGAUCUAGAAUAAAUUAUAUUGUCAGGAUGUGUGACAUAGUUUUCUUACAAAAUUGAAGUGAUAAAAUUGUCUUGCAGUCUGUCUUGGCAGGCAUAUUCAGAAAAAAAUUAAAGUACAAAGUAUACUUUGACCAAAUCAUGUUUUCACCAGCGAAAUUAUAAUAUUAACUUAAAUGUUACAAAAGUAAAUUUCAUGUCUAUAGCAAUAGUAUACAAUAAAUGCUUUCAUUUUGUUGCAGAUAUUGUAUUUAUUGUUAACUUGUAAGUGUUUCACCAGUCCAACCAUUUUCAGUGUUAUUCAAUAUCUAAUGCAGUGCUUGAGAAAAUUGCCUCAAUGUACUCUUUCCCUGAUGAUGUGGUUAGCGUUAAUUAUUCUUAGACAGUACAUCACUUAUAAAAGUCUUUACCCUUGUCAAGUUUUGUACUUCAAGCAUCACUACAGUGCUGGCUUCGUAGUAGUCCAUGAAUACACCAUACAGGUGAAAAAGUAUUCAAGUACAUUUUUUGAAGUUGAAGACAAUCGUGUAUGUAAUUAUCUGCCCUAGGUGGAUUAAGGGAAUAAGUCCUUCGUAAGUAAAAUACUUGUGUUUCCAUUGUUAAACCAAAUACAUUUUUGGGCCUUCUUAACAGUGAAUGUUUCUUUUUUUUUUUUAAUUUUUAACAAUUUCCAUAAUAGGAUGAUUAAAAGUCAAAAGUACUUGAAUUUAUAGCCAAGAGUAAAAAAAAAUAUUUUAAGAAUUCAAGAUUUCUCUACCAAAAUCCACUUUUGAUCUGACAUGUUUGGAAGAACAUAAUAUGAUUUCAUUUGGCCUUUACAGGAUUACAAAUUAGUUUGAAAGAUGAUUCCCCCCCAGAUAUUUGUGUUUAUUGAUAAACUUCAUCUUCAGAAUGAUUCUGUCUUAAUAGAUACCGAGUUAACAUCAGUGUUUAAUAUAAUUAACGGCUUCUGGACUUUACUAUCGAAAGAUCUUUAAUCAAUAUAUACAACAUCAUAAGAAGCGAUAUUAACCAAAUCAGGGGUUAAUGAAGACAUGUCAACCUCAAUGGAAGUUAAUAACUGCCAGACUGACCAGGGGACAAAAAUGCAUUCCUCCAAUCAAGUGUAACAUUACAAAACAGCUUCAUUAAUAAAUCAUACAUAAAAUAUUUAUCUACAUAGAAAUACACAUUGGCAAGAGAAAUUAUCAUUUUUAUUGUGGUCAAAAACAAGAAAGCUAACAGAACAUGCAUGUAAAUAAAUCAUGUGAUGUGGGGAUAUUUAGACUUUAGAGGGAAAAGAGCUUUUCAAUUGGUAACAUGUUCUCUAUCAAUAAGUAAAUGUUUGCAUAAUUUAAGAUGUAUAUAAGUAUCCAUUCAUCAUGAGAAAUUUUCUGAAGUUAUUCUUUGUUUUUGUCUAUCAUGGUGCCAUGUACUGGCACCUGUAACAGAUACACUUUGUAGAUAUUUUAAUUUUAUGUAACUCAGAUACACCUUUUUUUCUGUAUUUGUUGAGUGCCAUCAUCAGUUAUAAUUCAAUACCAUUUAAUGUUCUAUUACUGUGUAAUGAUUUUCUGUAUAAAGAGUACUUAAAGAAUCAAUAUUCUUACUAUAAGAUUGGUGAAAAAGACGACUGUAGGGAUACAUUUUAGCGCUGAUACAUUAUCACUGUUCACACAAAAUGCGAUAUAUCGGAACAAUUAAAUAUGAAGUAAUUUCAAACCAAGUGUAUCUGACAUGUAUACUUUCCAACAGAAUUAAAGAAAAAACAUGUAGACAGAGAGCAGCCUUUUGGCUCCUGAUGGUUAUUCAGGUCUUGAUCAGGAGGCGAUAGGUUUGAUUACCAUCUAAGUGACUAUGUUAAUUGGUGUGCUGUAGUGUAUGGAAAUACCAAAGAGAUGUCAUAAAGAGUGCUGUAUAUAUUGCAUUGAGAUGAAUUAUAAUGCAAUAAUUGCAUACUUGGGUUUUUUGAUAAACAAAGAAGUAUUACAUCGUAAAUUCAUAUGAAAUAAUGUGUUUUGGACUGCAUCUUUGACCUUAUACAUGUUUGAGUGUAAGAACACAGAAUUUGUUCCAAAUCCAGGCAUUAUGCCUGUUUGAGUGUAAGAACACAGAAUUUGUUCCAAAUCCAGGCAUUAUGCCUGUUUGAGUGUAAGAACACAGAAUUUGUUCCAAAUCCAGGCAUUGCUCUUGAGAAGUGAUUCUCUGAGAAACACUAGUCAUUAAUGUACACAUGUAUGUAUAAAUAUGAGUGUCAUUGAAAACUUUUUAAAACAUUGGCAGAUACAGGAAAUAUUAAAAAAAUUUAAAACAUCAACUUAUACAGGAAAUGUUCAAACUUAAGAUCUUAAGCUACCAUUGCACAUUUUUUAGGAUAUUUUGGUAAAGUAUAUAGCUAUGUUAAGUACACAAUUUUUUAGGAUAUUUUGGUAAAGUAUAUAGCUAUGUUAAGUACACAAUUUUUUAGGAUAUUUUGGUAAAGUAUAUAGCUAUGUUAAGUACACAAUUUUUUAGGAUAUUUUGGUAAGGUAUAUAGCUAUGUUAAGUACACAAUUUUUAGGAUAUUUUGGUAAAGUAUAUAGCUAUGUUAAGUACACAAUUUUUAGGAUAUUUUGGUAAAGUAUAUAGCUAUGUUAAGUACACAAUUUUUUAGGAUAUUUUGGUAAAGUAUAUAGCUAUGUUAAGUACACAAUUUUUUAGGAUAUUUUGGUAAAGUAUAUAGCUAUGUUUAGUAUUUCUAUUGACACAAAUGCUAUGUCUUUGUUUUAUUUCAUUUCUUUUUUCAAAUUUCAGUACAAUGAAAUAAUGAUUGACAUUGUGUAAAUGAGAAAUAUGGCCAGGUGGACUGUAGAACGGGUAGGAGAUAUCACUAUGUAGUUUUUAAUUGUCUGUAUCUCUAUGUGUAUGUGUGAUGCUUAAUUAAUGGAAGGAUUGAGUGAAGAUGACAGUUGUAGAGAAGAUACUGAAAAAAAUAUUGUACAAAUUCCACAUAUUCCUAAUUUAUAACUUGUAUAAAUAUAUUUUGGAAAAAAAUGUAAAGAUUUUAGAUUUAAGUUAUGUCAUAUGCCACGAAUAAUAUAUCCCUUUUAUCAUGGGUAUUGCUAACAUUUUCAAGCUUGGGUAGUCAGUCCUGCUUGUAAGCUACAUUUACCUUAAUUUGUUGGAUUAAACACUUUCAAUAGUUUGAUCAAGAUGUUGAAUUUUUGCAUGUCUGCAUUUCAGAAUGAUAAAUUCAAAAAAUUAUGGACCAUUAUUUUUUACUGCCAGGGCAGGAUAACUCUUUUAGCAGUACCCUUUGUAUUGUAGUACUAUGUACAGUGUAAUGCUAAUAUCAUAUUUGAGUGGCUUUACUUUUUUCAUAAUAAUUCAUUGGACAAGAAAAAAAAACCUGAAAAUAACAUGAAUCAAUAAAAAAAAAUACAUCCCCUUUCAUCAUCAAAACUGCAGAGAAUUGAUCCUACAAAAACAAACAAAAAAUGCUUUUCGUUUUCUGACAUCCAUCCAAUAAACUGUGUUGUCAGAGUUGUCCUGCUCAUACAGUUUUAUUUAAGUAAUCAUACACAUCCAACAUCAACAAUGAGAUAAUUAAGAGAUUGCUUUUCAACCAAAUUACCUCACCCUUAUUAAAUCAAACCUAUCCCUUGCAUUUGAAACGAAGGUGCUUUUUAAUGAUCGAUUACUGUGUGUAUGAAUCUCAUGUUACCUGGUGGUGUAGUAGCAUCUCGUUUCCUAAUUAGGAUUGAUUUAAUGUGAUAAUGCUGCCUCAUUUAAUUGGGAUAUCUGGCUUCGAGGGAGGAUUUACUUGGAAAUAUAUACUUCCCUUGUCAGCAUGUUCAAUUACCAACUGCCUUAAAAAUUGAAAAUUUAAAAUCUUAAAACCUUGAUUGUAGGCUGUUAAGAAAUAUCUUUAUUUGUCAAUUUCAAUGACUGAUUUAUAUCAGUCUGUUUUGAAUGAACUUCUAAUUUCUCAUCAAGAUAUUUAUCUUCAUCACAUCACAUUGAUUGGUGUUCAAUCAUUUGGACUUGCAUAGUUAUCUGCGUUAGUAAGCAUGUGUUAUGUCAUUAGUUUGCUUGAGAUAAUAACAAUUUUUCAAAAAUUUGUGCUGUUAUUCUCCAAAAAAAAAGGUGAUCACUUUACUGUUGAUACCUGCUCACAAGAGCAGAUAACUCUGUAGUUCAAAAAUACGAAAUUAUGUUCAUUUGUUCCUAUUACCUUUAGUUUUCAUGACUUUUGUUGAAAAUACUUCAUCUGCUGUUUACAUCAGUAUUAUUUGUGUGAUUUAUUGGUACAUUGUAGUAUUUUGUUUUUUUUUUGUCAUAACAUGGAAAUGGUUGUUAUAAUCUUAAAAUGACUUAGUUUCUGCUCAACUAUAUACACCAAUACUGUUCCUUAUAUUUCAUUGCAUUAUGAUCUUCAGGUUAAUUAAUUCAAUUAUAUUGAAAUUAUAUUUUAAUUUUUUAUCUUAGUAGAUGAUAAUACAGUGUAAACCAGUGUUUAACAUCAGAUAGAUUAUAGGAUCAUUCAUGUACAUAACUUGUAUCGUUUUCAAUUGGCUGUUACUACGUAUUUCUAAUUGUAUAUUUCACUCUGCAAUGACACAAUAUUAGCUUUGCCUCUUCAUUUAUCAUAAAAAAUUCUUGCUUCACUUUUUUAGCCAAAGUAAAAAUAGUUGUAAGGAGGAGAGUGACACAAAUAGUACUGAUAUUGAGUCUGUAAUUGAAUGUGUACUUCUGGAGUCUUUUUGUUUGUUUGUUUUGUUUUCUGUUUAAACCUCUUAUUUUCCUACUUGAAUAUUUGAUGUCUAUAUGUUUCUUUUUACUUUUUCUGUUUUCUCUCUCCAGCGCUAGGUUCUCCUUUGUCCCUAGCAUUGGAUGUUUUUAAGUUUUAAGAUAGACGGAUAACUAAAAUUGCAGAAUGUUUUUAGUGCUUUUUGAUGGAAGACUUUCUCAGGUAGAAUUAAAUCCGAAAGAAAUUUUGUCGCUACAAAACUGAAAAUCUACCUUAUAUGUCAUGUCUGUUUCCUAUUGGAGUUAUCCCUUUUGGCCUUGAUUUGAUAUUUUCCCCAAAAACUUGAGAGACAUAUUAUUUUGGAAACUAAACAGUAUUGUGCUUAAGUCAAUGAAAAUGAAUGUUUAAAAGUAUGUUAAAUUCAAUGAAGUGAAACUUUAAAAAAAAAAUUAUUCCUUUGUCACAUCAUAUAUAUAGAGUUUGUGGUGUUUCAAUACUCAAGGUCGAUAACCAUGGAAGAUGAAGACAUUGUGAUUAUAUCAAACAUCGGAAAUAAGUCAUUAGAGGCAGCUCACAUAUUUUUGUUUGUUUGUUUUUUCUGAUUUUAAUAAAUCUGGUAUCAUAGUGUAUCUUGUUAGUGCUAUGUAAAUUUGACCGGUGUAUAAUGUGGUUCUUUUGUGUUAUAUUUUCAUUGAUCAGUGUAUUGUAUUAUUUACGUUAUGCUGUAGUUGCCAAAUUCCUUAUUUAUAAUCAUCACAUUUUCACUUUAUCAUUUUCACUUUUCUUUUCAUAACAUUAUCUAGAAGAAAACUUCCUUUGCCUAAUAAGAACUUGUUAAUGUCAGAAAUGGAAAAAAAUAAUUGAUUUAAUAGUUUUGUGCUUAAAAUAUGUUUAAAAUUGUACAAUGCUGAAAAUGCUACAUUUGAUCUGUCUUGUUUUUUGCUAUGAUUUAUGACAAGUAUAAAAUCUCCUGACUACAAAGUGUUUCAAUAUGAUUUUACAGUACAAUGAUAAAUUUGUCUUUUACUACUUCAGGUAUGUGGGUGGGAUGGGCACAGAUUGGGUUUCCUAUGGUGGAUUAUGGUACACAGAUACUUAUAACUUAUACAAGUUAUAUCAUAUGAAUCCUCUUAUAAUGAUUGUUCUUUAUAUAUGGUAUUAAAUUUGCAGUGAAAGACAAGUACCAAUAUAUAUAUAUAUAUAUAUUUUUCUUUCUCUUUGUUCUGCUUCAUAGUUUGCCGGAUGUUUCAUAUACAAAUAUGGAUAAUUUCAUAUUUAUUCAAUAUUUUGGUAGGUCAUACAUACUUUUUAUAAGUAAAAUAUUCAAUGAUUUUAUCCAAAGCUGUAGUUUCAUUCCAUUUGAAAGCAACUUAUAUUACUGAAUUGUCUCCCAUGGAAGAAAUUACCUGCAGAUCUAAUUAGUUAUCUCCCUUUCUGAUACACCAUGGGGUUAUGGAGAAGUGCUAAUAUAACAUAUAGAUCUGAUUAGUUAUCUCCCUUUCUGGUACACCAUGGAGUUACAUAAAACUUAAAGUGCUACAUAAUAGGAUUAUCUCCCUUGUCUUUACACUAGGGUGCAACAUUAUAGUGCAGAACUAUUUUAUCACAGCUUUUAACAAAAUAUAGCAGCAUAAUGUCCUGUGAUCAGUUACAGGUAUAUAUUAUGUAGGUGUACUAGAGUGUUCCAUACAAAACAUAUCCACCUGUUUUGCUGUUUUUGUUAAGGAAUUUGCUGUUUUUAGUAUACAGUGAUUUGUAUGCAGCCAUCUGUUAUGUAUAUAAACUUAUUUUUUAUAAAA